Aspergillus neoniger CBS 115656 is the source of this 3292-nucleotide messenger RNA. RefSeq names its product PH domain protein. The record is from RefSeq and is a predicted model, not a curated record. Gene Ontology annotation, cellular component: prospore membrane. Bases 1 to 3201 code for a protein of 1066 amino acids. The transcript is spliced from 3 exons. NCBI's taxonomy places the organism in Eukaryota, Fungi, Ascomycota, Eurotiomycetes, Eurotiales, Aspergillaceae. Gene Ontology annotation, biological process: protein localization to prospore membrane; ascospore-type prospore membrane formation.
AUGGCGACUGAUCCACACGUCGCAUUUCACCUGGACCAGUGUCAAGGGCUAGAUCCGGAGUCGCACACUGCUCAAAAGCUUCAUCAUGCUUCUCCGCACCACAUACACAUGACCAAUAGGAGGUUCUUCAUCGGACCGAUCCCCCAGGGUUGGCUGCAGAAUCACCGCAAAUCAUGGUGGAAGACGCGCAUAAAGUUCAGUAAAUAUUCGUCGAAGACGGUUACGUUCUCAGCGGACCCGGUCAUUGCGCAUUAUUCAGAGGAGCCUGAGACCGACCGUGAGGACUCGACACCGGAACAGGAGCCGGUUACAGAUACCACCGAGGACGAGAGGACGGACAGAGAUCAGGAGGAAGAGAGCAGUGAUGCAGAAGCACCGACACGGAAAAGCCUUCGUACUGUGCCUUAUACCCUGGAAGAAGAUCAUGAUUUUUCCUGUGUUACUACGGAUUCGGAAGCUGUGCCCUCGGAUUCGGGCGACAACAAACGUGAACGCGACUUGGCCUCGUCAAUGAGGAGACAGGAUGGGAGUUCCGCAUAUUAUACAGCCAGGGAACAGGAGCCAAUCGACGCCGGUCAAGCCUCCUCCAGGCCCGGUACAAUGGACCUGGAUCAGACCGGGGAGGGACUAAGUAAGCAAACGCUAAGUAUACCUAGCCAAAAUGGAGCCAGUCAGUCAAGCCCCAUGGUACCUGCUAGUGACCAUGGAUCCACGACCGCGUUGCUAAGGCCAGAUUCGAGAUCCAAAGGGAAAGGAAGACUCUCUGCUCCAUCGUCUACCAACCUUGAACAACAGGAGCCUCAGGUCGAGACGUCAGAAGAGGAGCCCCUCCGGAACGGACAUCGCCGUCGAUCGAAGAGGGACCAUUUACAUUCGUUUUCGAAACGGGCAGCCAAGCAUAACCUUGAUGACAACCUGCUGAACAAACAACAAAGAAUCUUGGCUCGAGUGUCGAGGACGCAUGCUAAACUUUCACGAACAUGGCCGUACAGACGGAAGAUGAAAGAAGGGGAGGUUAUAAAAGCCGAGAAGAUGGUCGUUCGACUCGAGGAGACGGUGCAGGAAAAGCUUCCAGACGACUAUUCGGAGAAUGACAGUCUGAAGAUGGAGACCAGGGUUGUGGAUCAAUGGCGAGAGUACCUGGUGGCAUGCCGUCUCGCUUCCGACGAAGAUGCACCGUUCUGUCUACAAAUGUACAAGACCCGUGUUAUACCUGAAGUGCAGAAGACAGGCACGCGAGUCGCCCCGCAUUAUCAAAUACCCUUGGGGCGAAAGAAAAUGAAUGUGAACCUCUAUUCGCAUCUCGACAAGGCAAUUGUGCUCUGGGGUCCCUGUAAGCGUGGGACGAAGAUCUACAUAAUUCGGCCAAAGUCCUCCACGCAUGCUGUGGAAUGGUUUACCUUUCUCAGCCAGAUAAUGGGAAAGCGGCGGCCGUCUUCGCUGCCUAUCCAUGUUCCCGACUUGGGCGUAUCUCUUGUCUUCCAUAACCCCUUUGAACAGUUGGAGGCUGCUCUGGACUCGAAGGGAAAGGGUAAUGGAAUCCUCAGCCGGGCUGUAGCUCAGGAAGAAUCACCAGCGAUGGCUAUAGUACGUGGGUGUUUGAAGAUGCUGGAGAAUCGUCCUGAAUGGGCCGAGGUCUUACAACAGUGGUCCAAAACUGAAAUCAUGGGGCUUGCUUGGAAACGGUACGAUCGCCUGGAAUGGAUCCUGGGCGCCAACGAGGAGAAGAUGUAUGGCUCUCUUGCUAUGCACAUGACUCACGAACUUGAACUACGCCCGAGGCAGCAUUAUCACACCUACAUAAAGCACAAUGGCGAGAGAGAAGACGAGCCUCAGCCUGUAGAAGGCUUCUUGGUGCGUCUGACAUCCCAGCGGGGUGUACAUCAGCGGAUGAACAGGAUGUUCUUCAAGCGGCUGUACUUUUUCACCCAGGAUCAAUAUCUGUUCUUCUGCAGGCCGUCAAGGUCACUACCCCCAGCGCCUCCGAGACUAUGCCGCGAUGGUACUGAAAUGCCUUCAACGCAACAAAUUCUGGAUGCAUCACCUAUUUCUUACGAUGUCGAUCCGUAUCCGCUCCAAGACGGUGAUAUCUCUUGGCUGCGGAGCGGCAACAAGGACCACAUCAGAACCCAUGACGAAGAAGCCUAUGUCCAGCGCCAGCGAAGCAUUCACAAUAUUGAGCACGCUGAUGGAUUCAUCGAUCUCACCAGGGUACAAGAGGUCCGACAUGUGCAACGUGAUAGCUGCCCCGCCGAUCGGAACAUCGAAUCAGGGCCAGAUGUAGCAUUCAAUCCCGAAGCAAGAGACACGCGCCAAGAUGACGGUGCAACGCAGCAAUUCAAUGACGACAGAACCUUUGAGAUGCUUCUGGACAACAACCUCGUGGUCCGCUUUCAGGCAUACAAUGACGUGACCAAGGCCGAGUGGAUGAGGCGGCUCGAAGCUUUAGUGAAAUACUGGAAGUGCAGAAUCGCGACUGAUGCAGCUGAGAUCAAGGCUCUCCGGCAACGCAACCUCAAACUUCUGGGGAUUGAUGAGGAAUUGGAAUCCAUCAUGGGACAGUUCGCUAAGAAAUGGGAGGUCAAGAAGGCGGAAGCGUCGCCUCUACUGCACAAUAUCUGCGUCCUGUCAGACUGUCGCCCAAUCAAGAUAUCUGGCCAUCUAUAUCGAAAACCCCGUCGCCACUCAACCUUCAAGAAAACCCACGUUGUCCUAACCGCCGGAAAACUAUUCAUCUUCCGCAGCUCCCUCCGAAAGCGCAACGGCGUCGAAGUCCCCCACAUACACCAAAACCUGGAGACCUCCAUCGAUCUCAAAGACUGUUAUGUAUACUCUGGUCUGAUGACAGACUCAGACCUGCUAUACACCAAUCAAACAUUCGACAGUAACCAUCCAGGCCACCAUGCCCUGCCCCGCGUAUAUCUCUCAUCGGAUGCCUACACAAGUAGCGAUGAAGAUGCGGCGAUCACGUUCGUCAUCUGGCAGCCACUGAAGAAGAACCUGUUCCGGGCGCGCGAGCAUGGAGUUAAGGGCCAGACGAAGCAAAAGAUUAAGCAAGUGUCGACUCUCGGAGUCCACGGGCGAACCAUUGUGUUCAAAGCCCGCAGUCGCGUAGAGAAGGAUCGUUGGGUGCUGAGUAUAGCAUCUGAGAUUAAUCGCUUACAGGAGGAUCAACCGGAGGAUGUGCGGAUAAUCACAUAACACGGGAUGUGAACUAGUAUAAUAUAAGUAUAGUAAAUUCUGCAGGCAGAUCUACCGCUUCAUGGUGCUUCUCUAUAGGAACACUAAAUGU